This is a messenger RNA of Prunus dulcis (almond), 1683 nucleotides long. RefSeq names its product probable inactive receptor kinase At5g53320. Bases 1 to 1683 code for a protein of 560 amino acids. Gene Ontology annotation, biological process: protein phosphorylation. Lineage: Eukaryota; Viridiplantae; Streptophyta; Magnoliopsida; Rosales; Rosaceae. Gene Ontology annotation, molecular function: protein kinase activity; ATP binding; protein binding. The record is from RefSeq and is a predicted model, not a curated record. The transcript is spliced from 3 exons.
AUGGGCGAUGAGUCAUCAGAAUUUGAAGCUUUGCGGCAAUUCAUUAGAGCUGUUGAUCCUCAACAUGUACUCAGCAUUGGCUACAAUGUGCCUAUGCAGCGAAAUCCCUGCAUGCAUAAGUUGAAGGGUGUGAAAUGCAACUCACAGGGUACCUCGGUAACGGAAAUCAGGCUUGAAGAUCUGAAUCUUAGGGGCAUGCUUGAUGUAGAUUCACUAUGUAAGCUCCCAAAUCUUCAAUAUGUUAGCUUAGCAAGAAACCAAAUCCGGGGAACUAUUUCUAAGUCAAUAGUGCACUGCACAAGGCUAACCUAUUUGAAUCUGAGGAGCAAUGUUUUGAGUGGGAGGAUACCUAAAAAGGCUCUGAGUAAAAUAAAAGAUCUAAGGAGAUUGGACAUUUCUGACAAUCAUUUUACUACCACCAGCCCACUUUUGAAAGAGGAAUUUCAGCAUUAUACAUAUGCUAUGGAGUCGGUGACCAUAAUGGCAGCCUCAGAUAGCCCAACUAGUGGGAAUCCUAAUCCUCCCGGUAAAUCGUGGUACAAGAGAUACAAGUUCAUGAUACCAUUAGUUGUUGGGAUUGGCUUCUUUCUCUUGUUCACAUACUUCGCAGGGAGGAAGGCGGCGAAGUUAGCUGCAGAUAGGGAGAUUAUGAAGUCGCUUCGAGACUCACCACACAAAAUGCCUCUUCCUAAGAUUCAAGAGGAAGAGAAGCCAUUAGAAAAUUGCUCAGAGCUUGUGUUCUUUGUUGAAGAACACGAGAGCUUUAAAUUGGAGGACCUCCUUGAAGCCACAGCUGACUUGAGAAACCAGACCUUUCGCAGCAGCCUUUACAAGGUAAUACUCAAGAACAAUGCUCUAUACGCAGUCAAAAGGUUGAAGAAAUUGCAGGUACCCUUUGAGGAGUUUGGCCAAACAAUGAGACAGAUAGGGAACCUAAAGCAUCCAAACAUUCUACCUCUUAUUGGUUACAAUUCUAGCAAUGAAGAAAAACUUCUGAUCUACAAGUUUCAAACCAAUGGAAGUCUGCUAAACCUGCUUGAGAGCUACAUAGAGGGUAAGAGGGAUUUUCCAUGGAGGGUUCGGCUAACCAUAGCGCGCGGCAUUGCAAGGGGCCUAGCCUUCAUAUAUCAGAGAUCUGAUGAGUGCAUCCCUCAUGGGAAUCUCAAGCUCUCAAAUAUCCUCUUGGAUGACAAGGAGGAACCCCUAAUUAGCGAAUACGGGUUUUCAAGAUUCUUCGACCCCAAGAAAGGAUGUGUCAUUUCCUCCAAUGGUUACACAGCCCCUGAGAAAAUGUUAUCUGAAAAGGGUGAUGUUUAUAGCUUUGGAGUGAUUCUUCUGGAGUUGUUAACAGGCAAAACAGUGGAAGGAACUGGUAUAGAUCUUCCUAAGUGGGUCACUGCCAUGGUUAAGGAAGAAUGGACAGGAGAGGUUUUUGACAAGGAGGUUGCUAAAGCUGCAAAAGAAUGGGCCUUUCCUCUGCUCAACAUUGCCCUAAAAUGUGUAUCGGCUUCCCCCACAAACAGGCCAACUGUGGCAGAAGUUUAUGAGAGGAUUGAAGAGGUUAUGCAUGACAAUUCGAAUUCAUCGGAUUGCACAACCGAGUGCGGCGCCUAUCAAGACAACUGCUGCAUGCUUCACUCCAUCAUACCUGAGACCUGGGACAGUCCUGGAUCAAAUUACUAG